Durio zibethinus is the source of this 981-nucleotide messenger RNA. NCBI's taxonomy places the organism in Eukaryota, Viridiplantae, Streptophyta, Magnoliopsida, Malvales, Malvaceae. The record is from RefSeq and is a predicted model, not a curated record.
CCUCUGAAGCAGCGGCCAGUACCUUUGACCACCAGCCUUUCUAUUCAACCUUCAAUCUCAUUCUCAAGAAUAUUAACUGAAAUGGCUGGAGGAUUGAUCCACCAGGUCUUAAGGAGGAAACUUCAAUCUCAGUCUGCUAUUCCAGCUUUGUCAUGGUUUACGUCAAGGAAAGUUAAUGAGGAUGCCGGAUCUACUGGUAUGAGGACAGUUGCACUCCUUGGAGCUGGAAUUUCAGGUUUGCUAGGUUUUGCAACAAUGGCAUCUGCUGAUGAGGCUGAACAUGGGUUACAUGUUCCUAAUUAUCCUUGGCCUCACAAGGGUAUCCUCAGUUCCUAUGACCAUGCUUCGAUUCGUCGUGGUCACCAGGUUUACCAACAAGUGUGUGCAUCCUGCCACUCUAUGUCUCUAAUUUCAUACCGCGAUUUGGUUGGCGUUGCAUAUACAGAAGAGGAGACAAAGGCUAUGGCAGCUGAGAUUGAGGUGGUUGAUGGACCUAACGAUGAGGGUGAGAUGUUUACUCGUCCUGGUAAACUCAGUGACCGUUUUCCUCAGCCAUAUGCAAAUGAACAAGCAGCUAGGUUUGCUAAUGGAGGAGCUUAUCCUCCAGAUCUAAGUCUCAUUACCAAAGCUCGUCAUAGUGGCCAGAAUUAUGUGUUUGCCCUUCUAACUGGUUACCGUGACCCUCCUGCUGGCGUUUUGAUUCGAGAGGGGUUACAUUAUAAUCCUUACUUUCCUGGGGGAGCAAUUGCCAUGCCUAAAAUGCUUAUUGAUGGUGCUUUGGAGUAUGAAGAUGGCACCCCUGCAACAGAAGCUCAGAUGGGGAAAGAUGUGGUGACAUUUUUGUCAUGGGCAGCAGAACCAGAAAUGGAAGAAAGGAAAAUGAUGGGUUUUAAAUGGAUAUUUGUAUUGUCAUUGGCAUUACUUCAAGCUGGUUAUUACCGGCGCAUGAAGUGGUCUAUUUUCAAAUCUCGCGGCUGGUAG